This is a messenger RNA of Amphiprion ocellaris (clown anemonefish), 4271 nucleotides long. RefSeq names its product inflammation and lipid regulator with UBA-like and NBR1-like domains (gene ilrun). The transcript is spliced from 5 exons. The record is from RefSeq and is a predicted model, not a curated record. Gene Ontology annotation, cellular component: phagophore assembly site. Gene Ontology annotation, biological process: macroautophagy. Gene Ontology annotation, molecular function: ubiquitin binding. The coding region runs from base 142 to 993 and encodes 283 amino acids. NCBI's taxonomy places the organism in Eukaryota, Metazoa, Chordata, Actinopteri, Pomacentridae.
CCCCUGGUUGUGCCAUGCGCACUGGCGCUUGUUGUUGUUGAGCUGGUUGUUAUGGCUGGACAAGGCCUCGGACUCUACUGAGAGAGGACCCCCCUCCCCUCCCCGGACCACCCCGUCUCCGUUACGGGACACCCGCCACCCAUGGAGGGCACAGACAUGGACGUGGACGCGGAGCUCAUGCAGAAGUUCAGCUGCAUGGGCACCACGGACAAGGACGUCCUCAUUUCGGAGUUCCAGAGGCUGCUGGGUUUCCAGCUCAACCCAGCCGGCUGCGCCUUCUUCCUGGACAUGACCAACUGGAAUCUACAGGCUGCUAUUGGCGCAUAUUAUGACUUUGAAAGUCCCAAUGUCAACACGCCAUCCAUGUCCUUUGUCGAAGAUGUGACGAUUGGCGAAGGAGAGUCUGUCCCUCCAGACACACCGUUCACAAAGACCUGGAGGAUACAAAACACAGGUGCAGAGUCGUGGCCACCUGGGGUUUGUCUCAAGUAUAUUGGUGGGGAUCAGUUUGGGCAUGUAAACACAGUAAUGGUGAAGUCUCUAGAUCCCCAGGAAAUAUCAGAUGUGAGUGUGCAGAUGCGAAGUCCCACAAAUCCUGGCAUGUACCAAGGCCAGUGGAGGAUGUGUACAGCCACUGGGUUAUUCUACGGAGAUGUAAUCUGGGUGAUUCUUAGUGUUGAAGUUGGAGGUCUCCUCGGUGUGACCCAACAGCUGUCCUCCUUUGAGACAGAAUUUAACACCCAACCCCAGCGCAGUGUCCAGGGAGACUUCAACCCCUUUGCCUCGCCACAGAAGAACAAGCAUGAUGCCACUGACAACAGCUUCAGAGAUCCUGGUGGAGCCUGGGAACGCACACAAGAGCCAAUCCAGCAAGAUCAGAAUGGACUGUCUCAUAAUGCUGUAAAUAGGGCAUCAAAUGGUCUCCAAACCAAUCUUUCCGUGGUGACUUAUGGCCAGGGUAUUCACGGACCCUAUCCAUUUGGACAGAGCUAGAAGGACAAAGACACCCCCCCCUCCCCCCAUGGUGUAGACGAGUUUAACACCCUGGGAGUCCUUAAAUGCAGAGGAGUCUGAGGGGGGUGGAGGAACAGUUGUUUUAUACUGACUCAUGACAACCCUCUCCCCAAGAAACCCAUGGCCCUUUUCACAGAAACACAAACAACAGUGAGGUGAUGGAUAACAUCUGCUACAGUGAAACAUCCCACCUGACAUCAACACCCGGAUUCGCAUGUGUGAAUGCUUGAUUUAAGAGUGCUAUAAACCCUUGAAAACAUACAUGAACACAACUAUUUUUAUUUCCACUGUAAAACACGCCUAAUUAAAGGGAAAAUCACCCUAAACAAUGUGCAAACUAUUUGGUAAUCCCAUGGGCAAUUGAAUACUUUCUCUCUUUGGGGUUCCUACCAAGGUCUGACAUAUUUUGAAAAACACAGAACAGUAUAAAAAUGAAUGGUGGUUAUUGAUCAUUUUGAGGCCUUGAUAAAUGUUUAAAAGAAGACAGAAAAACUGAACCGAAGUCUGAUUUUAUUUUUAAUUGUUUUUGUUCACCAUGCCAAGCUGUUUUUAUUUUAGGCGCAUGGAGAAGUUCCACACUCCUUUAGAUGACAGCCUUGCACUAGUUUCACCACAAACCAGGGGAAUGAUGAGAUGGUUAAAACAGAUAUGACCUGUUUUACCAGACUACUCUUCAUGGAUAAAUUCCAAAGAUUGGCAGACAUGAAAGACAGUCAUUCAGUUGUUGAAAUCUGCCUUUGAGUUGUAUUCACAUGUAUGAUGGCAGGUGGAUUAUGGGAAAGACUGCUAAGUACACAUCUUGUUCACAUCAGCCGACAAACAGAAAUGGAUGAUUUUGUUUACAGUACGACACUUCAUCCAUUAAAUUUGUCUUAAUUUGAAUGUGUGAUUUGACUGAAAUGAGGCAUCCACAUUUGUUUAUUUUCAGACAUUUCUGUAAUCAAAUGCUGCGUGAGAAAUAUUGAAGUUUUCAGAGAAGUCAGAACUUUCCACUUGUGGUUCCGAUUUGGAUUGUAAUGAGGUUUACAAGUUGAAAAUUGGGAAUUCUACAAGAAAAAUUGAUUGGCUGAUCUGUUGUGUUUAAGUGGCAGGAGCAGUUGUUGGAAUUUUCCUUUCACCGUUUCAGGUCCUCCAAUCUGGUUUAAUAGACUUAAUUGUCUUCAUUCUGUCUUUUUUCACAGUUAACAUCAAACUGAGUGCAAUCUCAAACAUAAUCUGAAAUUGUUUGUUCUUCUGUUUAUUUUUGUAAUUGAUAAUAGAGUUUUUGACUGAGAUGACAUGGAAAUUGACGCAAAUAUCUACUGUAUUACACAUUUAACUCUAAAGGUAUCAGUGUUCGUGUUUUCAGGCUCAAACUGAGCAGUGUUGGACUUUUCUGGAGUCCAGGUCUUUGAGUCAGGUCAGAUAACACACAUUGAAACGCCAAUACCUUAAAUAACUAAGUUGCGACAUUUAAAUUUUGUCACACAACCACAUUACACGUAGGAAUCCUACAUUUCUGUCCAGAAAAAUCACAUCUGAAGAAGUCUAUACAUCCAAGACUGAUUGGAUAGAUGAUCCUCAGCACCAAGAUGAGGAAAGAAUUUCCUGCACCUUUGCAUAGAAAAUAUUGUUGAUUCUUGUGUAGGAGCCCCGUUUUUCUCCCAAAGAUAAAACCCAGAGAGCCAAGACACUAAUCUGUGCUGUCAUCAAGCCACACAAUCUGCAGGUGCCUGGUUCAGACUGCAUGGGACAUGGUGUGUGUUUUUUAGGGUGGGUUUUUGCUUUAAAUAGAUGCUGAAGCGCAAAAAGGAUGUGAGUGAGUUUGAGUAAGUGAGGUGUGAGGAAGGGUUGAAAAAGCCAUUUAAAUCUAUUUUGCCUGGUGAGUGACUGUAGUUUCUGAGUCCAUGUCUACAGUAUGUGUACUAAAUAUAUAUAUAUAUAUAUAUAUAUAUAUGUAUGUGUGCGUGCCUGUUAGGUGUGCAUGUAUGUUAAUGGUUUCUGUUUGGAUUUAACUGACAUAAAAUAGUGUAUACUACUUGGGCAAAGGAUGACUUGACAUGUACACAUCAAUAUGGAGAGAGCUUUAAUAGGCAUGUACCUCAGAAGUAUUUUUGAGUGAUUCUUCUACGCUUGGAUGAACUGAUUCAAUAAUUACCCUGUUGUUAUUUAUUUGCUGUCUUUAUGUGCACUGCAGAUUCAAAAGGUCCCAUUUGUAGCCAGCAGGUGGUGCUAAAAAUCAGUCGACCAACUCAAACUUUACUUGACACCAUGCUACACUGUAAACACAAAUACGUAAUGAACUUGUAGUUUGACCCUGGUAGAUGAUCGAGAUAUGAAAUUUGAUGGUUUGCAUCUGCCUUAUUAGUACCGGUGUUCUGUUACUGCUAUUUGCACAGCGCUGCCUGUCACCUCCGACGAGGAAAAGAAGAGAUUUUUGGCUUAUUGUGGAUUGUGACACCAGCAUUUUCAUUUGUUUCAUCACAGCUUCAAGUUUUGUUUUCAAAGUAUUGAACGUACACAUUUUCACCCAUUUCAUCACUGCACUAGUGUCUGGUGUUUAAAAUACAUAUGUUGUUUUGAUGACAUGAAUGAGUUUGACUGUUGUUACCCCUGAUUUUUUUACUUCAGCUUCAGUCAUUAUGUCCAAAAGUGGUUUUCAUGUAUUUUUGGCUUAAAAAAUAAAAUGGAAAAAGUUGUUAAGAGAAAUCUGUGAUACUGGUACGGUUUAUUUCGCAAGGAGGAAUUCAAACAGAAUUUUUUGUAUUUGUUUUGAUACUUCAAUUGAUCAAAAUUACUCCAAGUUGUUAAUAUGAACAUAUGAAUGUCAUUAAAAACAUUUAAAGUUUGUUGUUAUAACAUGUACCAUCUGUAAAUUCACCAGCAUUCUGUGUUGCAGCUCUGCUUUUUCUGUAUUCAAGAAUCAUCUGAGAGUCCUCCUCCCAAACAGUAUACACUGUUGAAUCUGUUAGUCACGUCAGGUUUUUUUUUUGUUGUUGUUUUAUGUGUGUGUGCGCUUCCUUCUUGUGGGGUUGCUUGUGUGUGUUUGUGAGUGUGAGAGACAGAUGGUGAGGAGGUCUGAAAUUUGCUGGAUUCAUUCUCUAGUUUUAGUUUAUGACUAUGUAUGGACUUGAGCUAGGCGGCAUGGUGAGUGGAUGGGAUGAAAGUUUACAUAGUCCUAAGAUAGCACAUUUAUCUGAAGAGAAAUUGUCAGAGCUUUUUUUCCCCCCUGUAUCUAUAAUUAAGCAUUUGUAUGAUUAAAUUAACACAAACAGUGA